CAGAGUCUCCGGCGGCCCUCUGAGGGGCUUAGUUAGUUUCAGCGCGGUGGGGUCUGCCCCAGCCGGAUGUAGUGUACUGUCCUGGCGGGAGGGGCGGCCCAGUGGGGGUCGUGCCUCCUGGAGCCGCCCCUGGGACGUGAGUCCUGGAGGAGGCAAGGGUUGCUUCAGUUGCUGGGAAGACUAUGAACAGGUCGGAGAACUUGUUCUGUACUGGCUCCUCAUUAGCAUCCCAAGUUCAUGCUGCUGCUAUUAAUGGAGAUAAGGCUGCUCUUCACAGGCUCAUCAUAGGAAACGCUGCCCUUAAAGACAAAGAAGAUCAAUUUGGGAGAACACCACUGAUGUACUGUGUGUUGGCUGACAGACUGGACUGUGCAGAUACUCUCCUGAAGGCAGGAGCAGAUGUUAAUAAAACUGACCAUAGCCGAAGGACAGCCCUCCAUCUUGCAGCUCAAAAGGGAAAUUAUCGUUUCAUGAAACUCUUACUCACACGUAGAGCAAAUUGGAUGCAAAAGGACCUGGAAGAGAUGACUCCUUUGCACCUGACCACUCGGCACAAGAGCCCCAAGUGUUUAGCGCUUCUGCUAAAGUUUAUGGCCCCAGGAGAAGUGGAUACGCAGGACAAAAACAAGCAAACAGCUCUGCAUUGGAGCGCCUACUACAAUAACCCUGAGCAUGUGAAGCUGCUUAUCAAGCAUGAUUCCAACAUCGGAAUUCCUGAUGUUGAAGGCAAAAUCCCGCUUCACUGGGCAGCCAACCACAAAGACCCGAGCGCCGUUCAUACAGUGCGAUGCAUUCUGGAUGCCGCUCCAACAGAGUCUUUGCUGAACUGGCAAGACUACGAGGGUCGGACACCUCUUCACUUCGCAGUCGCUGAUGGGAACGUGACAGUGGCCGAUGUCUUGACCUCAUACGAAAGCUGCAAUAUAACAUCUUACGAUAACUUAUUUCGAACCCCACUUCACUGGGCGGCUUUACUGGGCCAUGCACAGAUUGUCCAUCUCCUUCUAGAAAGAAAUAAAUCUGGAACCAUCCCAUCUGACAGCCAAGGAGCAACACCCUUGCACUAUGCGGCUCAGAGUAACUUUGCUGAAACAGUUAAAGUCUUUUUAGAACAUCCUUCAGUGAAAGAUGAUUCAGACCUCGAAGGAAGAACAUCCUUUAUGUGGGCUGCUGGGAAAGGCAGCGAUGAUGUCCUCAGGACUAUGCUGAGCCUAAAGUCUGACAUUGAUAUCAACAUGACAGACAAGUAUGGAGGCACAGCUUUACAUGCUGCUGCCCUUUCUGGCCAUGUCAGCACCGUGAAGUUGUUAUUGGAAAAUAAUGCUCAAGUAGAUGCUACUGAUGUCAUGAAACAUACUCCACUUUUCCGAGCCUGUGAGAUGGGACACAAAGAUGUGAUUCAGACACUUAUUAAAGGUGGAGCAAGAGUAGAUCUAGUUGACCAAGAUGGACAUUCUCUUCUACAUUGGGCAGCGCUGGGAGGAAAUGCUGAUGUUUGCCAGAUAUUGAUAGAAAAUAAGAUCAAUCCAAAUGUGCAGGAUUACGCAGGAAGAACCCCUUUGCAGUGUGCCGCGUAUGGGGGGUACAUCAACUGCAUGGCAGUGCUCAUGGAAAAUAAUGCAGACCCUAACAUUCAAGACAAAGAGGGAAGAACAGCUUUGCACUGGUCCUGUAACAACGGAUACCUUGAUGCCAUUAAAUUACUAUUAGACUUUGCUGCUUUUCCUAAUCAGAUGGAAAACAAUGAAGAGAGGUACACGCCCCUUGAUUACGCGUUGCUUGGCGAGCGCCAUGAAGUCAUCCAGUUCAUGUUGGAGCACGGCGCCCUGUCCAUCGCGGCCAUCCAAGACAUUGCUGCCUUCAAGAUCCAGGCCGUCUACAAAGGGUACAAGGUCAGGAAAGCCUUCCGAGACCGGAAGAACCUCCUCAUGAAGCACGAGCAGUUGAGAAAGGAUGCUGCUGCCAAGAAGCGAGAGGAAGAAAACAAGCGAAGAGAGGCAGAACAGCAGAAGGGAAGGCUGAGUCCCGAUUCCUGCAGGCCCCAAGCCCUUCCCUGUCCGCCCAGCACCCAGGCUGAGCCCCACAGGCAGAGCGGGGGCCUCAGCAAACAGCCUCCCACCUGCAACACGGCCCAGAGCCCUGAGCGGAGAACCUGCAGAGGGUCUCCAGGCAAAGGGUCUCCAAGCAAAGCCCCCCAGAAGGAGCAGCAUAUUUCCCCAGACUUGCAGGGAACAGACCCCAGAAAGCCAAACGAAACAUCCAGAGAGCACCCUAAAGGCCGGCCUGCCUGUGUCCACUUCAGCCCCAGUGAAGGCACGGAUGGGAACAGGUGUGCAGGAGCCGCCUCUGUUGAGAAGCCCAGAGGGGAGACGGUUGGCGAGCAGCGGUGUGACAAGGGGAAGGGCUUCUCGAAACAUCCCGCCUGCAUCAGGGUGGCCGGGCCUGAGGAGAAAGGAGAGGACCCCGGCUGGGCAGCUGCAGGCCUUCCGCAGCAGGAUGGCCCCCGGAGGCCCAGCAGACGGCCCGACGCAGUGCCCAAGGCCAAGUGCGCCUCCCAGAAAAGGCGCGUUCAAGAGCUCAGAGGAGGAAGGUGCUCCCCAGCCGGUUCUAGCCGGCCUGGCAGUGCCAAGGGGGAGGCGGUCCAUGCUGGGCCAAAUCCUCUCCACCAUCGGACACCAAGAAACAAAGUGACACAGGACAAGGCUGAAGGAGAGAGCCUCUCAGAUUUGUCACAGAGGACAGAGGUGCUAAGGUCAGGAGUCAGGAAGUUGGGAAUUUCCACCCUGUCUGAGGAUGCUCAGAUAUCUAAGGAGGCUAACCCAGCUCCUGGUCCCCUCUCUGGGCAGAGCGUGAAUAUCGACCUUCUUCCUGUGGAGCUGCGCCUGCAGAUAAUCCAGAGAGAAAGAAGCAGGAAAGAGCUAUUUCGCAAAAAGAACAAGGCAGCAGCAGUCAUCCAGCGGGCCUGGAGAAGCUACCAGCUCAGGAAGCACCUGUCCCACCUUCUGCACAUGAAGCAGCGUGGAGCCAGAGAUAUGGACAGAUGGAACCGAGAGUGCAUGGCACUGCUCCUCCAGGUUUGGAGGAAGGAACCAGAUCUAAAACCCCCAAAGACCAUCACAGCAAGCAGGACCACCAAGAAUCUGUCCAAGAGCAGCUCGGGCAUGAAGUCCACCAGGCACUCAGUGCUCAAGCAGAUCUACGGUGGUUCUCAAGAAGGAAAAGUCCAUCAUUCCACAAGAUCUUCAAAAGCCCAGGCAGUGCUGCGUCUCAACUCAGUGAGCAACUUGCAGUGUAUACACCUCCUUGAGAACAGUGGAAGAGCAAAGAAUUUUUCUUACAACCUGCAAUCAGCUACUCAAUCAAAAACCAAAACAAAGCCUCGGCUGACUGUGGAGGAAGUCUGUGUCCGGGGUAACUGGCAUAGCUAGUAGAGUUCUGAUUCUCUGCUGAUUAUCUUUUCUAUCUUGGGUCAACUUUAAUAUCCAUGCCUGAAGCCUUAUUGGACUGAAAAUGUGGUAACAACUGAAAGAAAAUGUCAGAACGCUUUCUUUCUGCUCUAUACUGCAUUGUUUGGAAAUUAUCUUAACUUGUGCUAGAAAGACCAGGGCAGACUAUGCCUAUGCAGAACUGCCUAGAUGCCUGCCUUCACCUCCGUCAGUGUGGCUAGAAAGGAGAAUUUAUAACCUCAGUAAAACUAACAACAUGAGGGCUGCUGGGUUGGGGUUUCUGCCAGCCAGCUGGCGCAGGCCUGGUUUUUUGGCUUUGGUGAAGAACCUAAAUGAGAUGGGGAGGAACCUGUCCUACAGUGGCUACCUUCAUUUCACUUUUUCCUGAAUCUAAAGCAACAAACUUCAUUACAGACACCACAUCCUAUUAUUCCAACAUUUUAAGUUUUAGACCAGAAUCGUGAUCCAGCCUGUACUUUUACAAAUUAUCUGUAAGACCACAAUAGCACUCUGUUCAUCUCUGUUGAUUCCUUACAUUUUACAGUUCAUGUUAGCCUCUGAAGGCCACAGCUGCUGCCACCUCCUCUGUGAACAGCAAUACUGGUAUCACAUGAUACCAUGGACAUCAGUCGGGUAGGUGCAAAGACCAGACCAUUUACGCACAAUGUAUCAAUUCAGGCCUUAACAUUCUACUUGUAUUUUCUGCCUGACCUGUAGAACUCAAAAUGCCAUUCCUAUUAACAGGGGAAAAUGCUAACUACACAUUCUAGCUCUCUAUUACCUAGUUUAAAUGAAAUCUAGUGAUUGGGAGUUUAAGGGCUUACAGGCUUUUGCACAUUUUUAAGGACAAAGCUAAUGUAUGGAAUAUAUAGACAGGCAUAGACAGUGACGUAGUAGGCUCACAAAUACCUCCAGGGCUGCUUCCAUUUCUUAGGAUUACUGUCACCCUUGUCUUGACAGUAAGAGAUAGGAAGCAUUAUAGUGUUAACUUAAUCCCCUUGAUUUUUCAGUCUGCUAGUUAAAUUAUUUCAUGAUUAGGAAAAUGAAUGUAUCAUAGAAAUCACUAAAUAUAGCUGAUAAUUUUUUAAGAACCACAAUGGGUUAGAAAAUCACUUUUGAAAGUAGUUAUCUCAAUCAGACCAGCCACCAUCUACAUACAGGAAAAUCCAAAACUGUAGCUCUGUCUUGAAGUCUUGCCCCUGUGUUGGGCUACAAAACCUCUGUAAAUAACAAUAGCAAGAAGCUCAUUGUCACCGUGGGUUAAGGGUAACCACUCCCAAACAAAACAAAAGACUGGUUCCUGCUGCUACCUGAAUGACCUGGAGCUAAGAACAGAAUGAAUGAGAUUUGCCUUGAGGGGAUCACAAAAGAUUUAGCUAAUUUUUUGGUAUACAGUAGUGCCAUGUUAUCACUCCGUGUUUUGUAAAUAUUUAGUUCCUAUGAAAUGUAAAAUACACUACCACAUAUCACGCCAGUCCAGGAAGCCAGCCUGCUUUAUUUUCCUAUCUUAGUGCAAAGGAAGGUUCAUAAACAACUUUUUUAAAAGUUCAGCUUUAAUGACAUUUAUUACAUCAGUCUCUCUUCAAAAUUAGAUGUGAAUAAACAAUU
This is a messenger RNA of Pteronotus mesoamericanus, 5054 nucleotides long. RefSeq names its product inversin (gene INVS). Lineage: Eukaryota; Metazoa; Chordata; Mammalia; Chiroptera; Mormoopidae. The transcript has 17 exons. Gene Ontology annotation, cellular component: ciliary inversin compartment. The record is from RefSeq and is a predicted model, not a curated record. Gene Ontology annotation, molecular function: protein binding. Gene Ontology annotation, biological process: protein localization to ciliary inversin compartment. The coding region runs from base 183 to 3428 and encodes 1081 amino acids.